CUCUUCCAGGCUGCUGAAUCAGGAAUAAUAAAAGUGAAAACAAUAGCUGCACGGAGCACUGAUAUUUUGGCAGCAUUGAAAGAGAACAGCUCAGAGGUAGUUCAGCCUUUUCUAAUGGGUUGUGGAACAAAGGAACCAAAGAUCACUCAGCUGUGUCUAGCAGCCAUACAGAGGCUCAUGUCCCAUGAAGUUGUUUCAGAGGCUGCAGCAGGAAACAUUAUUAAUAUGCUUUGGCAACUGAUGGAAAAUAGUCUUGAGGAACUUAAAUUGCUUCAGACAGUUCUUGUACUUUUAACAACCAAUACAGUUGUACAUGAUGAAGCGCUAUCCAAGGCAAUUGUACUUUGUUUUCGAUUGCACUUCACAAAAGAUAAUAUCACAAAUAACACUGCGGCAGCUACAGUGCGGCAGGUAGUUACUGUUGUAUUUGAGAGAGUGGUUGCUGAAGAUGAACGAUACAAAGAUACUAUGGACCAGCCAGUUGCAGUUCAAGGAAAUAGUAACAGAAGAUCUGUCAGUACACUGAAGCCAUGUGCUAAAGAUGCAUAUAUGCUUUUUCAGGAUCUUUGUCAGUUAGUCAAUGCUGAUGCUCCCUACUGGCUCGUGGGUAUGACAGAAAUGACCCGGACAUUUGGCCUUGAACUUCUUGAGUCAGUCCUCAAUGACUUUCCACAAGUGUUUUUACAACAUCAGGAAUUCAGUUUUCUUCUUAAAGAAAGGGUAUGCCCUCUUGUUAUAAAGCUCUUCUCCCCAAAUAUCAAAUUCAGGCAAGGUUCCAGCACAUCAUCUUCCCCAGCACCAGUGGAGAAACCAUACUUCCCGAUCUGUAUGCGUUUGCUGAGAGUAGUUUCUGUUUUGAUUAAGCAGUUUUACAGUUUGCUGGUAACAGAAUGUGAAAUCUUUCUGUCAUUGCUGGUUAAGUUUCUGGAUGCAGACAAACCACAGUGGCUAAGAGCUGUUGCAGUAGAAUCUAUUCACAGGCUUUGUGUGCAGCCUCAGCUAUUAAGGUCCUUUUGUCAAUCGUAUGAUAUGAAGCAACAUUCCACUAAAGUUUUCCGUGAUAUUGUGAAUGCACUGGGGUCCUUCAUCCAGUCACUAUUUCUUGUACCAAGCACAGGGAACACAUCAGCGACACCAAGCCAAACUGGAAGCAAUGCAUCGGGGAAUACUGGUUCAGCACAAACUAACCCAGGAGUGCUUGGAAUGGGAGGAGGUGCAACUGUAUUACCUGCCUUUGAGUACAGAGGCACUUGGAUACCUAUCCUGAAUGUAACAGUACAAGGCAGUGCUAAAGCUACCUAUUUGGAAAUGCUGGACAAGGUAGAGCCACCUACGAUUCCUGAAGGCUAUGCCAUGUCAGUGGCAUUUCACUGUUUACUGGAUCUUGUCCGUGGUAUCACUACCAUGAUUGAAGGAGAGUUGGGAGAGGCAGAAACAGUCAGUCAAACCACAACAGAGACAACUUCAUUACCAGCACAGUCUUCGGGGCAGCAAGACUUGCAGUCUGUAUCUGACCAAUCAGAGAAAGAACUAGUUAGCAGAGCUGUCUGGGAAGAAAUGGUGAAUGCUUGUUGGUGUGGUCUUCUGGCUGCUUUAUCCCUCCUACUUGAUGCAAGCACUGAUGAAGCUGCCACUGAAAAUAUUCUGAAAGCAGAAUUGACCAUGGCUGCACUUUGUGGAAGACUGGGUCUUGUAACAUCCAGAGAUGCCUUUAUCACUGCCAUUUGCAAAGGAUCCUUGCCUCCUCACUAUGCCCUUACUGUAUUAAACAGCACAACUACAGCUCUGUCCAGCAAAUCAUAUUCCAUUCAGGGACAGAAUGUUCAAAUGAUCAGUCCCUCAAGCGAGUCUCAUCAGCAAGUUGUAGCAGUAGGGCAACCCUUAGCUCUUCAGCCACAGGGAACGGUAAUGCUGACUUCCAAAAAUAUCCAGUGUAUGAGGACGUUACUCAACUUAGCUCACUGCCAUGGAGCCGUUCUUGGUACGUCGUGGCAACUUGUCCUGGCUACUCUUCAGCAUCUUGUCUGGAUUCUGGGACUGAAGCCUGGUGUUGGGGGUGCAUUAAAACCUGGAAGAGCUGUAGAAGGGCCCAGCACAGUUCUGACUACAGCAGUUAUGACUGAUCUGCCAGUUAUAUCCAACAUACUUUCAAGGCUUUUUGAAAGCUCACAGUACCUUGACGAUGUGUCUUUACAUCACUUAAUAAACGCCCUUUGCUCCUUGUCUCUGGAAGCCAUGGAUAUGGCCUAUGGAAACAAUAAGGAACCAUCGCUUUUUGCUGUUGCUAAAUUACUGGAAACAGGACUAGUUAACAUGCACAGGAUUGAGAUUCUUUGGAGACCUCUGACCGGUCAUCUUCUGGAGAAAGUCUGUCAGCAUCCAAACUCCAGAAUGAGAGAAUGGGGAGCAGAAGCUUUAACUUCUCUCAUUAAAGCAGGACUGACAUUCAGCCAUGAUCCUCCAUUAUCUCAAAAUCAGAGACUGCAGUUGCUUUUACUGAAUCCACUAAAGGAACUGUCAAACAUUAGUCAUCCUGAUAUCAGGAUCAAGCAGUUGGAGUGCGUGCUACAGAUUUUGCAAAGUCAGGGUGACAGCUUAGGACCUGGUUGGCCAUUGGUGCUUGGAGUCAUGGGGGCAAUCCGAAGUGAUCAGGGAGAGUCCUUAAUACGGACUGCAUUCCAGUGUCUUCAGUUGGUUGUGACAGACUUUCUUCCAACAAUGCCAUGUACUUGUCUACAGAUAGUUGUUGAAGUUGCAGGAAGCUUUGGACUUCACAAUCAAGAGCUAAAUAUUAGCUUAACUUCAAUUGGUUUGUUGUGGAAUAUUUCAGAUUAUUUUUUCCAAAGAGGUGAAAUAAUUGAAAAGGAGCUAAACAAAGAAGAAGCAGUAUUGCAGAAACAGGCAGAAGAAAAGGGAGUGAUGCUGAAUAGACCUUUUCAUCCUGCACCACCAUUUGACUGUCUUUGGUUAUGCCUAUAUGCCAAACUUGGAGAACUGUGUGUGGAUCCCCGACCUGCAGUUAGAAAGAGUGCUGGGCAGACAUUGUUUUCUACUAUUGGUGCUCAUGGAACUUUAUUGCAACAUUCAACGUGGCACACAGUAAUAUGGAAGGUUUUAUUUCACCUGUUGGAUAGGGUUCGAGAAUCUUCUACCACAGCUGACAAAGAGAAGAUUGAAUCAGGAGGAGGCAACAUUCUCAUCCAUCAUUCAAGGGAUACAGCUGAGAAACAGUGGGCUGAGACAUGGGUGUUAACACUGGCUGGAGUUGCAAGAAUAUUUAACACCAGGAGAUACUUACUGCAGCCUUUAGGAGACUUUUCCCAAGCCUGGGAUGUUCUUCUUGAUCACAUCCAAUCAGCAGCACUCAGCAAAAAUAAUGAAGUUUCCUUGGCUGCUCUGAAAAGCUUCCAGGAGAUCUUACAAAUUGUUUCUCCUGUCCGAGACUCAGAAAAGCCUGACACACCACCUGCUAUCAAUGUUUCUGUACCUGUAGUGGUAGGGACAACAACUGCCACUAGUCUUGGCAGAUCAUUCAUGAGAACUGACUCCAUUGGAGAAAGAAUAGGAAGAUACAAUGGAUCUGAACCACCUGUAAUAACAGAUGAGAUUGAAGAUUUGAAUCUUUGGUGGGCAGCCUGGAACAGCUGGUAUAGGAUUGGUUCAGAAAGUACAAGGCCUCCAAUUACUUGUGAUAAAUUGACUUUCAUUCCCAGCCAGCCUUUUCUUACAGCUUUAAUUCAAAUAUUCCCGGCUCUUUACCAACACAUCAAAACUGGUUUCAGCAUGGAUGAUCUCCAAAAGCUGGGUGUCAUUUUGCACGGUGCUGUUUCAGUUCCAAUCAGUUCUGAUGCUUCCCCUUUCAUCCUUCCAUCUUACACUGAAGCAGUUUUGACGAGUUUACAGGAAGCGGUGCUUACAGCUUUAGAUGUUUUACAAAAGGUAAUAAUGUGUCUUCAAACGCGUGGUGAAAG
This is a messenger RNA of Fulmarus glacialis (Northern fulmar), 3971 nucleotides long. It is a transcript of the gene MON2, whose product is annotated as MON2 homolog (S. cerevisiae). The annotation marks the transcript as partial. The record is from RefSeq and is a predicted model, not a curated record. Lineage: Eukaryota; Metazoa; Chordata; Aves; Procellariiformes; Procellariidae. The transcript has 26 exons.